This is a messenger RNA of Mya arenaria, 2373 nucleotides long. Its product is annotated as leucine-rich repeat-containing protein 74A-like. The transcript has 14 exons. Gene Ontology annotation, molecular function: protein binding. Bases 183 to 2276 code for a protein of 697 amino acids. Lineage: Eukaryota; Metazoa; Mollusca; Bivalvia; Myida; Myidae. The record is from RefSeq and is a predicted model, not a curated record.
AUUUUGGAGUUGGUUUUUAAUCCCAUUUAUAAACAUAAACUACAAAAUUGUUGAAAAAUAACAGGUUAAUAGCGUGGACAUUUUGAACUAUUGUGAUAUGCUUCGCAAUGACUGUAAAAGACACAAUCUAGUUUGAGGAAUUAUAGGAUUGAUGCCAUGCUAAAUAAAGACGAACGAUUAAAAUGAGCGCUCCUGGCGUGGAUAUGUCGCGGGGAAGCACGCCUCAUCUGCCCCCUAUAGACGCUGGAUACGACACUCCGGGAAGUGAUUACAUGAGCGCCAUGCGUGCUAGACAGACGCUUGCAUCUGGGUCCGACAAAGGAAGCUUUUGUCACGUGAAAACCAGUUCAGCCAGGCGGGGCGAUGAUCCAUUUGUUAAUAGGAAAACGACAAAUUGUGGAUGUUCAAGGGAACAUGAUAUCACAAAUAUAAAACCACAGGAGAACGGACAAGAUCCGAACGAAAAACUCAUGUUAAGUCGAAAGUCAAUCGUCCGCGAGUUGACGAUGCCGGCUACAAAUUUUGCAAAACAUGGCGUUGCAGGAAAAUCGGCAUCGGAUGCGGGGGCUUACGCGUGCACCAGCCCUCAUAAGCACAACCAUCCCGGAAGUGGUAGCACAAAACGCCGGAUGUCGGUAAGGUCCAUACCGAAAAUUCGGCUCACGACGGCCUGGAAUGCACCACCGAUCACGGACGUCCGCUACCAGGAGGCAAAGCGGCGGCUCAUGGAGGGCAGCGGGAAGUUCAGCGGCCAGAUGAGGCGCUACUUCCGGGAGGAGGUUCCGUGGUGGGAGCAGGUGCCUGACAGCGACGACGAUGACUACGACACCGACCUCGACACACACAUAGGAUUUGCGCUAAUUGCAGACGAAAAAUCACGAGAAAUCAUUCAAGAGGGCAUGUUUCCGGAAUACAAGCAAGAAUGCCGGAAGUACAAAAGUAAUCCGAAUUCGUACUUGAUGCGGCAUGGCUUGGACGACGAGGUUUCCAUGAAACACAGAUAUCUAAACGAAGGAGAUUCCAAAACAAUUUCAAAUCUAGUCAAGAAUCAUCUUACCCUUGGCUGUCUCAACCUGGACGACAAUGGACUUGGGCCGGAGGGGAUGCGCCAUCUAAGCCUCAUUUUGCAUGGCAACGCACAUCUUACGGAGCUGGUGCUGUCGCGGAACAAACUGAGCCCUAUGGGCGCAAAGCAGCUCCGCCUGGCCCUCAUCCAUAACAGUUCCCUCUCCAGACUCGACAUUUCCGAGAAUUGCUUCGGAGACAAGGGCGGGAAAUAUUGCGGAAUGAUUAUUGAGGAAAAUUCAUCCAUUAAGGAGCUGUGUAUUUCCGGGAACGGGAUUGGGGAUGAGGGUGCUCGCUAUAUUGGAAAGGCUUUAGGGGGUAACAAGUGUCUGAAGGCCUUAGACAUCAGCUGGAAUAACAUCCGGUCUACAGGGGCCGUCAGGUUGGCUGACGGACUGAAGAGAAACUCUGGAGUGGAGAUAUUUCUGGCAUCACACAACGGCUUCGGUGACGAGGGUGGCAAGGCCGUCAUCCAAUCGUUCCGGAAGAGCGGGGUCAUCAAGGCGCUUGACCUGGCCGCCAACCGGAUGACGGAAGUGGUGCUCAAGUCGCUCACUCAUACUCGAGACAAUAAUGAAAGUCUUUGUUCGUUAAACUUGACUGGUAACUCGUUCCCUGCUAGACAGACGAUAGACUUCUUGACGGGGUUACUCUCUUCUCCGGGAUCGCUGGUCUACAUCGGACUACAGGUGACGCCGGUGACGGAGGACGUGCGGGGCGUGGUUAAAGCGUUGCAGACCGUGCAUAACAUCGUGGUGGAGUUCGCGGACCCGCCCGCCCACCGUCACGUGACUAGAGACGUCCUCACCUCCAACCUUAUCCAGGUUGCAAUGUUCAUGGACCGUGAGGGUCUUGCGGUGGAUGACCUGUUUCCUGACUGGGAGGAUGAGGAUGAGGACUGCAUGCUUAUGAUCACGGUCGAUGAGGUGUUUACCGCUAUCGAGUGUUGUGGAAGGCUAGCCAAAUUCGACAAGCUACAGAAACUGAAACAAAAACUCCUUUUCGGGAAGAAACGAAAAUUCUCCAUAUACGAGUUCUCCAAAGUGUACGAACAAAUCGUGUGUGGAAAAGAUCCCAUGCGGGAACAGCCGCUGCGCACGCACCUCCGAAGGUCGCUCAAGGAGGAGCAGGAGGAAAAGGAGCGACAACAGCGGAAGAAGGCGCGUAAGCGACGGCCUGUAGGCGGACUGACGGACACAGCAGACGCAUGACACGAGCACCUGAUUGGACAGACGUGUUACGCGUAGAUAGUGACAAUUAUUAAUGGAUAAAUUUUGCUAAAAGAUCAUUUGUUUCUGAAAUAAAAAG